This is a messenger RNA of Pipistrellus nathusii (Nathusius's pipistrelle), 585 nucleotides long. The record is from the annotation of a GenBank genome assembly. Lineage: Eukaryota; Metazoa; Chordata; Mammalia; Chiroptera; Vespertilionidae.
AUGAAAACUCUGCCACUGCUAGUGUGCAUCUGUGCAUUCAGUGCUUGCUUCAAAGUCAGUGAAGGUCAAAGAAGGGGCUGGAAUAUAUAUCCCAGAAGGAAUUUUGGCCCUCGUAGAGUUAUAAUAGUCCGCCGACCACUGUUUUAUCCUCAAUUUCGACCUGACCAGAAACAAGUCUAUCACAUUCAUCACCGCAAAUACUACACAAAUUACAGAAUCCAAAAACAUUACUGGCCACAUAAUUGUUUAGUUAAAAAUAGCACCGUCGUUAAGAAUAAUACUUCAGGGGCUCCCACCCAAGUUCCACUCACAUCUAUUUCUGUCAAAAGUGCUCCUUUUCCAGAUGAGAAACCUACUCAGGAUUAUAUCACCAACUCUGUGGAAGAAAAUACUGACACCCCAGACUCUUCAACUAUGACAUCAGCACAACAACCCCCAAAUACACCAACAACACAAACAGAGACUACAGUUUCCCCUGCUGUUGAACAAACAACUUUAUCUCCUACUCAAAAUGCAUUUUUUCAAUUCUUGCAAUAUGUGGAUAGCAUAGUACAGUACCUUUCUGAUCUUGUAAAGAGUCAAUAG